This is a messenger RNA of Phragmites australis (common reed), 1539 nucleotides long. RefSeq lists its product as uncharacterized. The coding region runs from base 1 to 1500 and encodes 499 amino acids. NCBI's taxonomy places the organism in Eukaryota, Viridiplantae, Streptophyta, Magnoliopsida, Poales, Poaceae. The record is from RefSeq and is a predicted model, not a curated record. The transcript has a single exon.
AUGGAAACAGCUGCAGUAUGGGGACCCAGGGAAUUUCAGCUGGCCAAUUUGACCAUGGAACCAGCAGUAUGGGCUCCUGGCCUCCCUGUGGCGAUAUUUGGUGGCUGCCUCCAAACAUCUGUCCCUAGCUCUGGCGGAGGGCAGCUGGUUGAGCAUGCUGCAGCCACACAGAAUGAUCCGAUUGAGAAACCAGCACAAGAGUUUGAGGUUGGUUUGGAGAUGAAGAUCCAAAAUCCGAUUCAUGUGUUCGAGAAAGCAGCGCACGAGUUUGAUGCUGAUAUCGACAUGAUGAAAGUGAAGAUGCAUAGGUACCCUUCAAACAUUGGAGCUCUCGGUGAAUGGCAUACAGUCCCGAUGGUGGUGGCCAUCGGACCUUACCACCACGACCGGGAGCACCUGAAGCAGGCGGAGAAGGUGAAGCAUGUGGCUGCUUACCACUGCAUCAGGGACUCGGGCCACUCAGUCCAGGAGACGUAUGAUGCGGUCGUCUCCGUCGCGCACGAUGCCCGCAGCCUCUACGACAAGGACGUGGUGGCAGGUAUCGGCGACGACGACUUCCUACCUAUGAUGUUCUACGACGCUUGCUUCUUGGUGCAGUACAUGCUUUCGUGUACUCCCACUGGCUCUGAAGAGAUGGAUCCGUCAUUGCGCAGCUUCCUAGACUCCAACGACAGAGACAUCGUUCAUGACGUCAUGCUGCUUGAGAACCAGCUCCCCUGGCGGGUGGUCGAGACCGUCAUGAGGUUCAGGCCUGUGCCCUUGGAGGAAUUCUUUACUUGUUUGAAACGCUGUCUGCAAGACCGCAAGGUUCGCGAAAAAGAGCCUUUUGUCUUGGAUGAUAGCUACCAACCACCGCAUCUCCUUGGUCUCCUCCGGUUCUACAUUGUAGGAAGAAGCAACACCAAGCGGCCCCCAAAGCCCGAAACCGAGUCGAUAUCAUUUUCUGUUAGUGCCAUCGAGCUUGCCGAAAUCGGCAUCACGCUCGCAGCCAACAAAACAACAGAGCUCAUUCACAUGGGCGUCAAGAAGAAAGGGCCCAUCUUCGCCGAGCUCUCCCUGGCGCCGCUGUCCCUGGACGAUGCACGUGCAAGCUGGCUCGUCAACAUGGCAGCUCUCGAGCUAUGCACGAUCCCAAGAUUUGAAGAUGCUGAAGAUGAAGAGUCUGCUGUCUGCUCGUACCUCCUCCUCCUCGACAUGUUCGUGGAUAGGGAGGAGGACGUGCAUGAGUUGCGAACAAAGCAUCUCCUGCAAGGAGGAGGAGGACUCACCAACAAGGAGGCGCUCGACUUCUUCAGGAGCCUUCAGGGCCUACGCCUCGGAUCAUGCUAUGUCCGCGUCAUGGAAGAGAUUGAGAAUUACAGGGUGAAGAGGCGGAUGUGGAUCAAGGUGCACGCGUUUGUUUACAAGAAUAUGAGAACCAUCGUCAUGGUCAUCUCCGCCAUUGGUGCACUUGUCGGUAUCUUUGGGACGAUCAGGUCUCUCAAGGUCCAUGCCCAUUGAUCUACGAUGCUGUGAGAUGUUCUACGCUUUAAUUGUUUA